AUGGCCACGCCUAGCAGACAUGCACAAAUGUUGUGCACACAGCUGACCAGCUUGCAAUUGCAAGAAAGGUGGAACAUCGUGUCAUCGUUACCGUAUCCAGCUCACCGUUCUGCAAAGACACGGUCUGCCGGCACGCCCGUUCCCGUCGUAGCUGUGUUGGUCCUUAAAGGUUUGUGUAGGUGGGGCGCACGGAGGAUGGCGUUGACCUUUGCAUCGCCUUCCUUGACCAAAGAACUUGCGCCGCCGGUAGCACAGGUAGCACAGGCCGGGGCCCGAGCCCCACUUGGGCUCGUGGAGAUUCAGAGCAAGGAGAGGCACCGAGCGGUGACUGCCGGAGCUCUCGUCUUGGGCGCGGGCUUCUGCAGAUCCCAAGCUCGCAAAAGCCGGCGCUGUCGACUCCAAGCUGCAAGCGGAGCGAGUGAAGUGAAAGAGUCAGUUCCCACGGGGCAGGAACAGCAGGAUCGAGGCGAGAAAUGCGGCGAGGACGAUCGUUUGGUGAGAUACCUGGGAGGGAACGUAUCGGUCCGCGCAAUUUCUGCUAAAGGCUUGGUGCAGAGGGUCACUGAGAUGCACAACUGCUCCCCGAUGGCUGCCAUUGCACUCGGUCGUUCGCUGAUGGCCACAGCAUUGCUGGCAAAUGGCCGUGAUGAGGGCGAAAACCUUCAGAUGCGCAUACAAGGGACUGGCCCGAUCGGAACGAUCAUCACAGAAGCGUCUUCAGCCUUGACAUGCCGCGGCAUGGUUGGUUACCCAAGUGCAGAUGCCACCUCCGUGCCGGAACUCGUGGGCAUGAACGAGGCUGCCACUCUCCGACUCACCCGGACGCACCCCUUUUGGAAGCGACCCUAUACUGGCACGAUCGCGUUGAGGUGUGGAGAGAUUGCUGAGGAUGUCGUGCAGUAUCUGGCCAUGAGUGAGCAGACUCCCGCGUCCAUGGGCCUCAGCGUGGAAUGGGAUGCAGAGGCCGGCUGUGUCAAAGCUGCAGAAGGCUGGCUGGUAACGCUGCUACCAGGUUGGGAAGAAACAGAAGUUGCUGUCGUUGAGACCAAUAUCAAGACCUUUCCCAACAUGGACACCAGCGGCUCAUCUCGUCCCGACGCGAUUUGCCAACACAUGAUGCGAGAGCUUCGUGGUGAGUUCCAAGCAGAACAAACACCCACCUUCCGCUGCCCUUGUUCCAAGUCACGGUUGGCAACGGCUGUGAUGAUGCUCGGGAAGGAGGAGGUGCUUAACAUUAUUGAGGAGAAGGAGAAUGUGGAGGCCAAGUGUGAUUGGUGCGGAACACCUCACGUCCUUACACCAGAAGAAGAGAUCUCCGUUGGAGGGCAGGGGCAUGUGAUCAUCCUGGGAGCUGGUCUGGUUGGCUCACUGUGCGCAGUAGUCCUCUUGCAGAAAGGCUUCAAGGUUCAUCUUUUUGAGCGCUACCAAGACAUCCGAUCUAUACCCAGUGCCGGGAGGUCUAUCAACUUGAGUGUUACUAGCCGUGGACUCCGAGCAAUUAAAGCUCUAGGCGGAACCCUUUACAGCGACAUUAUCGCAAAUUUGACUACCAAAGUCAUGGGCCGGAUCAUUCACAUGCCCGAUGGGAAGGCCAUUUUCCAAAGGUAUGGCAAAGACGAUACAGAGCAUAAUUAUUCUGUCUCGCGCUUGGAUCUCAACAAGUUCCUCCUGAAUGCAGCUGCUGAUGCCGGCGCGGAGCUACACUUCGACCACGCCCUGCUUGAAAGCUCUGACUUCUUGACAGACGGCAGCAUCGGAAGCUGCCUGCAUUUCAAGCGAGGCACUGAUUUCAUGAAGGUUCGUGCAGACUGCCCGGUGAUUGCAUGCGAUGGUGCUGGUUCUCGGGUUCGGUAUGCUCUCCGUCGAUGUGGCUUGACAGAGUUUACGGAGGACUUGCUCACUCGAGGGUACAAGGAGGUGCUCUUUCCAAAGCCUGAAGAGGGAAGCCCGGGAUUUGGGGCCACGGGUUGCGAUGGCGGCGAAGCGUGCGAUGGUAGGUUGGGCCUGCACAUCUGGCCACGAGGCGACCACAUGCUCAUGGCUUUAGCAAAUCGAGAUGGGUCUUUCACCGGGACCAUCUACAUGGACAACGAGGGUGAGGAAGAAGCAUUUGCAGCUUUCACAGACACGCCCGAAGGCCGAGCGAAGUGCUCUCAAUUCUGCGAGAAGUACUACUCCGAUGCGAUCCCGCACGUCGGAGGACUCGAAAGCCUCGUGAACCAGAUUGUCAAGAAUCCGACCGGCAUCCUCGGAACGGUUCGAGCAACAAAGUGGACAUCCCAGGGCAAGGUCCUGCUCAUCGGUGACUCCUGCCAUGCGAUGGUUCCCUUUUUUGGUCAGGGCUGCAACUGCGGCUUCGAAGACACGUUGUGGCUCAGCAAGCUCAUCGACAGGUACUGUUGCGAUGCGGGCAAGGUCUCCGCAGAGAAGUGCACUGCAGAGAAUUUUGCCGCCUGCUUUGCAGCUGUGGAGGCAGAACGAAAGCCAAGUGCAGAUGCCAUCUGUGAGAUGGCCCUCGAGAAUUUUCUGGAGAUGCGGGACAAGACAGGCGAUGUGAAGUUCCAAGUCUUGAAGAAGGUUGAGAACCGUCUGGAAAAUGUUUUCCCAGACAAGUUCAGGAGCCGGUAUGCCAUGGUCUGCUACGGAGGAGAAGGGAACGUUUCCUACGCGAACGCCAAGGACCUGGGCACUGUCCAAGCGAACAUCCUGGAGAAGUUGUGGGACAGCUCCGGUGGCAUAGCUCCGGAGCAGGUCAACUCAAUCGAGCUUGAUGAGGCCGAGAAGCUGAUUGACCAGCUUCUGGUGCCCAGGCAGAAAGAGCUCGGAAUUGACCUCUCAACCAUCAAACACUGA
Symbiodinium sp. CCMP2592 is the source of this 2853-nucleotide messenger RNA. NCBI's taxonomy places the organism in Eukaryota, Dinophyceae, Suessiales, Symbiodiniaceae. The record is from the annotation of a GenBank genome assembly.